CCACUGUUUACCGCCGAAGAAUAAAUAAAUAAAUAGAAAAGCCUAAAACCCUUCGGCUCUUCUCUCGGACUGCAGCCAAAUCAUAAACCCUAGAAACGGCUAUUUUUCUUCUUCUUACAGUUCCAUAAACCCUCUCUUUCAUUCCUCAUCAGUAUUUGGCACUGAGAGAGAGAGAGAGAAAGAGAGAGAGAGAGAGAAAGAGAGAGAGAGAGAGCCAUGGCGACAUCGCUUGGUUCGCAGCUACGAGCUCUGAAAUCCAUCAUACCGGCCGACUCAGAGCAGCCAUCGAAGAAGGGACCUAUCACUCGGCCUUCUAUACUCUUGGACCCAAAAGAAGCCGCCGACACUGAUAUAGACAGUAUUUACAACAAAGCGCUUGAAGGUUUGAAUGAACUUAUUAAGAAGGAUGUGCGAUUUAGAAGCUAUGAAGAUGAUUUGUUUAGCGAGGCAAGUAAGGAAUUCGAUAGAAAGAAGAAGAACAAAGGGGAAAAUAGUGAUAUCGAUUCGAGAAUUAGUUCGUACUUACGUUUGCUCUCAGCUUAUUUCCAACACUAUCCUCAUUCAUUGAAGACGCUUGACUACUUGAUACGCAGAUACGAUAUUCACGUGGACAACAUCGAGGAAAUGAUUCUAUGUGCUUUGCCUUAUCACGAUACUCAUGAAUUUGUUUAUAUAAUUCAGCAAAUUGACACAGGAAAUGAGAGAUGGAAAAAUAGCAGAUGGAGAUUUUUGGAAGCUGUAAAAGCCACCGGUGCAGUGCCACCUAGAAAGGUUAUAGUGCAGCAAUGUCUCCGUGACAGAGGGGUUCUCGAGGUUUUAUGCAAUUAUGCAUCGUAUUCGAAGAAACUUAAACCUUCGAGGCAAGUUGUUGGAUUUUGCACAGCAGUUGUUGUCGAAGCUUUGGGUUCUGCUACACCUGUUACCGAUGAUCUUGUCAAGAAGAUCAUUCCAUUUGUAAGUUCUGGACUUCAUGCGGGUGCAAAAGCAGGUUCAGAUCACAGGGCUGGUGCACUGAUGAUUGUUGGUUUACUAUCAAGUAAAGCUACGUUGAGUCCCAAACUUGUCAAGACUUGGAUUCAAACAAUUGCUGAAAUUGCUCAAGAAGAUGCCGAAAAGUCAACUGGUCUUCAGUGGUUUCGAUUGUCAAUUAUUACUUUAAUUAGCCUUGUUCAGUCCCAAUCUGUUGAUGUGUUACCGAAGAAGGCUUUGGAGAUUCUGAUGGAAAUUAGGGAUUUUACGGAAAUUCUUUUGAAGCUGUUUAAAGAGUUCAAUAUUGAGAAGUUAUUUUCUGUGCUUUUGGAUUCUCUUGUUUACCACAGUUUCUCCAAUGAAUCAAGUAAGCUUGCUUUGAUCUCAAUACUAGAGAAAGCUCCUGUAAAGGAUUUGAGUUUGCAUAAGCCAAAGGCUGAUUUCCAGUGUGCUACGCUUUCCGAUUUAAGCAUGUUUGAUCUCUUGAAGGCCAAGGAUACUGAUCCUCAGGCAUUGGAUAAUGUGCUCAAGAGAUGCCUCCAUCUUCUAAGGUCAAGUUUAGAGAACACUAGUUCAGUGUAUGAUGCUGCUCUUUCUUGCCUGAAGAGUGCUGAUUCAAUCUUUUGUGGUCAAAUGGAUCGUCAAGGGGAAAUUGCUUCAAUGAUACUUCCUCUACUCCUAGUUGCACGAAAGACACGGAGGUUAAAUUUGGAAGUGCUGAAAUUAGCCAAGAAAACAAAUUGGGGUCUUUUCAAUAAUCUUGAAAGUGUCUCCUGUACAGAUACAGAAUUGAAAAAUGAAUCGGAAAGACGACGCAUUAACAAGGAGAUCAUCACUAACUUGGCAGAGGGAUUCUCAGUGGACCCUGAAAAACAUAUUGUCUGGAUUGUUAAGAGUUGCAAUGCCUUCGAGUUGUCAAACAGACUUUUCUUUUUGGUUUUAUCGCUGACAUAUCUGUUGCAAGAUAAAUCUGCUAAAUCCUUUCCACUCUUGGAAGCUUCAGAAUCUGCUAAAUCUUCUCCACUCUUGGAAUCUUCAGAAUCUGCUAAAUUUUUUCCACUCUUGGAAGCUUGCUUCCCAGUGCUGAAGACUGAAUGGGAAGCAUUCCUGUCUUUGGGUGAUAUACUGGUUAAUGAGUUGGAAACAAAGAUUGAAACUUGGGAUUGGAGAAAAUCCCCAGAUCAGCUUUGUAGCUCAAGUUUUAAAGUGUUGUAUGCAAAUAUUUUAAUUUGUAUAUUUUGGAGGCUAUGGAAAGCAUUUAUAUCUGUUGUGAUGCCUGCAGAGGUCUCAGUGCAGGAUGAGUAUAAGACGUGGGUUAGCAGGCAUGAUAAUGAAAAGUGGGUUAGCAGACUUAUAGAAUUAUUUAAAUUCUUAUCAGUCUGUCAGUCGAAGCACGUUUUCGAGGAUCAAAAAAAUUUUCCCCAUCAUUUCUUAAGCAGUUUAUUCACUGAAGAAGAUGUUCCUGUUGCAGUACAAGUUGAGAGUCUUCACUGUUACACAUACCUUUGCUCUCCAUUUCUUUGUUCUCGGUCAGAAGAUGGAUUGUCAAUUCAGCUACUAGAUGAAUUUCCCUCGGUUCUUGUUCCACUGGCUAGUUGCAACCAGGAUAUAAGAUCGGCUGCUAUGAACUGUAUGGAAAAGCUGCAAUCACUUUGCUCUCAUGUUGACUAUCGUCGUAAAAAAGAUGGAAACCAUAUAAUUUGGAGCAUUUUUCUUGAUGGACUUUUGGACUCGAUAGUUGAUCAAAAAGGGCUUAUCUUAUCAGAUGGAAAAUUUCUUCCUUCAUUUAUGGUAUCUUUGCUAAGCUCAUCCCACAGUAGCUUGUUGGUGCCAAAGAAUAUCAAACAAAGGUUUGAUCAACCAACGAGAGGAAAAAUUCUUGAUUUCAUUUUGAGUUCUGCUUUAAAGCGUUGCGACUAUGCAAAGCAAAAAAUUCUAUCUUUGCUCAAAGGUCUGGGCAAUGCCAUUAUACGUGUUAAAGAUGUAGAUUCAUUGUUGCGUGAUCUUCUGGGGAGACGCUAUCAAAUAUCCAGUCAUUUGUCGAAAAUUGAAGUAGAGAUUCUAUGCCUUCUACUGGAGAGCUGUGCUAUGCCUUCCUCAACUGAUCGAUGUGAGUGUGAAGGUUACUUAUUGAUGGCUUUGCAAUUGGAUGAUAUGGUUUUGGAGCACCCUGCUGUUGUACAGCCUUGUGUAACUGUUUUGGAGAAGCUGAAUGGUCAAGUCUACAGCGGUUUAGACAGUAAAAUGCAGGAACUCCUGUUUCGUCAACUUGUGUUUUUAUUUCGAAGUGCCAAUGCUGAUAUACAAAACGCAACCAGGGAGGCCUUGCUGCGCUUAGAUGUUGCUAGUUCCACCAUUGUUAACUUGCUUAAUGAGAUAAUUGAAGGGGGCAGUCAGGUAGCUGCUUCAGCUAGUGGAAAGAAGAAAAAUAAAUUUUCUGAAAAACAGAAGUUGAAUCCUCUUGUUUGUGGAGGAGAGAAUUCACUAAAGUCCCUCCUUGAUGUUUUGCUAUUAAAGAAAGACAUUGCCAACAGGGAUUUACUUUUGGGACCUUUAUAUAAGCUCCUGAAACUUUCAUCAGACGUUCGUCAUACCAUGUCAGGAUGGAUAUGUGAUAUGCAACAGACACUGCUAAUAAUUUUAAAUGAUAUCAGUGCUUCACUCACCAACUGUCUUCCACUGAAGGAGGACAAAAUAAAUGAGAUCGAAAUUCAAGUGCUGGUUGAGUGUGCCCGUUCUGCAAAUGAUGGAGUCACCCGCAACCACAUACUUUCAUUGAUUUCCACAGUUGCAAAGAUCAUUCCUGAUAAAGUUUUGGAUCAUAUAAACAAUCUUUUACCUGUUAUUGGAGAAGCAGCAGCCACACAGUUUGACAACCAUUCACGGCACGUGUUUGAGGACCUUAUUUCUACUGUCGUUCCAUGUUGGCUACAAAGAACACAGGACAAGGACAUGUUUCUCCAGACUUUUAUGAAUUACAUGCCUGACAUUGCUGAACAUAGAAGGCUGUCAAUCAUUCUUUACCUCUUAAGAAUAUUAGGAGAGACAGAAAGCUUGGCUGCGCUGCUUUUCCAUCUUUUCCGCUCAUUAGUUUCAAGGAAAAAGUCAUCUUGCUUUGAUAAUAAGCUUGCUGCAGAUAGCUCCAUUACUUCUAUGAAGACAGAGUGGGAGUAUGCCUUUGCAGUGCGACUGUGUGAGCAAUAUUCUUGCACAAUAUGGCUUCCCUGUCUUGUCAUGGUGCUUCACAGAAUAGAAAUGGAGUGUAUAAGCCUUGAAGCAUUGAUGGAAUUGCUCUUUGCAAUUCAAUUCAUGUUGCAAAAAUUGCAAGAUCCAGAAUUUGCAUUCAAACUUGAAUCUGGGAAAGAUUCAGAAAAUAUUCAGAAUACACUCAAAGAUCUUAUGGAACAGGUGGUUUGUAUCUUACAAUUUGCAGAUGCAAAAAUGAAGCAAACAGGUAUACCUGUUUUUGUUAAAAAAUAUUUGAAGGAUGGCAUGCAUGCUGUCUUAAGGACUAUUUCGGUGGUCAUAAUUCCAUCAGCAUACUUUGAAGGAAUCAGUAAAUUGCUUGACCAUGCAGACAAAAGAUUAGCAAAAAAGGCUCUUGGACUUCUAUGUGAAACGGUGAGGGAGCAUAACACAUCCAAAAGAAGCCAUAAGGAGAGAAGAGAUACAAAUAGUCAGUGGCAGCUUGUGGAUGAGAAUGCUGUUAUAUCUUUCCAUAGGAUGUGUAGGAAGAUUGUUCAGCUAGUUGAUUCUGCUGAUGCUUCGAGUAAUUUGAAACUGGUGUCUGUCAUGGCUCUGGAUGUUCUUGCCAACAGGUUUCCUUCUGACCAAUCCAUCUUCAGUGAAUGCCUAGCAACAGUUACAAAAAAUAUUAGUUCACAUAAUGUGGCUGUCUCUUCGGGCUGCCUUCGAGCAACUGCUGCUUUGGUCAAUGUGCUUGGGCCUAGGUCUCUCCCUCAGCUUCCAUCUAUAAUGGAGAAAGUCUUUUUAUGUUCUGAUGUCAAAUCCAUACAAAGUAUUGACAAGGCACAUGUUUCAUCAUCAACUAAAAAUGAAUCUAUUUUUUCCUCUGCUCUUGUUGUCCUUGAAGUGGUCGUCGACAAGCUUGGAGGUUUUCUUAACCCGUAUCUUGGAAAUAUUAUUGAAUUUCUGCUUCAUCCUCAUUUCGCAUCGGAGUCAGAUCUGAAGCUCAAAUUAAAAGCUGACUCAGUAAGAAGACUUAUAGCAGAAAGAAUUCCUGUUCGACUUGCUCUGCAGCCUUUGCAAAAAAUUUAUUCUAAAGUUGCCAUAUCCGGGGAUUCAAGUUUGAGAGUUUAUUUUGGAAUGCUGGCUAACUUGAUCAGUUCAAUGGAUAGAUCAUCUGUUGCUGGUUAUCAUGUGCAAAUUUAUGAAAGCUGUUUGCAUGCUCUUGAUUUACGACGUGAACAUCAUAUUUUAGUUCAGAAUGUUGAUGCUGUUGAAAAGAGUGUUAUUAAUGCAAUAAUUUCUUUGACAAUGAAACUCACUGAGACUAUGUUUAAGCCUCUUUUUGUUCGGAGUAUCGAGUGGGCAGCAGAAGAUAUUGCAUGUGAAGGAAGCACAAAUAUAGAUAGGGCUAUAUCAUUCUAUGCUCUGGUAGAUAAACUUGCCGAGAACCACAGGUCGCUGUUUGUUCCUUACUUCAAGAACCUGCUCGAGAGCAGUGUACACCAUCUUACUGUUGCUGGAGAUAAAAUGACUUCUGGUUCAACAAGGAAGAAGAAAAAGGCCAAGAUUUUAGAAACAAAUAAUAAAACAGAAGAAAACAGUUUGUCACUUGGAACCUGGCACCUCAGGGCAUUGAUCUUAUCAUCCUUGCAUAAAUGUUUUCUCUACGAUACUGGGAGCCUGAAAUUUCUUGACACCUCAAAUUUUCAGAUUCUGUUGAAACCCAUUGUUUCACAGCUUGUCAUAGAACCGCCAAUUUCUGUAGAAGAGCAUUUUAACAUUCCAUCCGUGAAGGAAGUUGAUGAUUUGUUGGUUGUUUGCAUUGGUCAAAUGGCAGUGACUGCUGGAUCUGACCUAUUAUGGAAACCCUUGAAUCAUGAGGUACUGAUGCAGACUCGCAGUGAAAAGAUACGGGCAAGAAUUUUGGGUUUGAGAAUCGUUAAGUAUCUUUUGGAGCAUCUGAGAGAAGAAUAUCUGGUUUUCCUGCCUGAAACCAUACCUUUCCUUGGUGAACUGCUUGAGGACGCAGAGCUGUCUGUUAAGUCUCUUGCACAAGAGAUUCUGAAGGAAAUGGAGUCCAUAAGCGGUGAAAGCCUUCAACAGUAUCUAUGAUUUGCAUACUGUCGUGGCUAUAUAUUUCUUUUUUUUCUUAGCUGACGGUUUUGUAUUAAAAUUUUUCAAGCAGAGGCAUAGAAUAGUAGAUAUGUAUCUUGACCCCUUCGCAUUUGAUGUUAUCCAAAUGUGUUGUAAAUAAGUUAUUUCUCGAUUUUAUUGAUCUAGUUUGUAAAGUUAUAGAUCCAAAAUGGGACAGCGAUCAAGCUGAAAAUUUUGAGGUCAUGGCUAUUAUGGCAGACCAAAAAUUGAAGAGUAGUUGAUAAUUGUUUACAUAAUUUUUUUGAUUCAUA
Messenger RNA from Ziziphus jujuba (common jujube), 6563 nucleotides. RefSeq lists its product as uncharacterized. Gene Ontology annotation, molecular function: snoRNA binding. The record is from RefSeq and is a predicted model, not a curated record. Bases 217 to 6270 code for a protein of 2017 amino acids. The transcript has 37 exons. Gene Ontology annotation, biological process: positive regulation of transcription by RNA polymerase I; maturation of SSU-rRNA from tricistronic rRNA transcript (SSU-rRNA, 5.8S rRNA, LSU-rRNA). Lineage: Eukaryota; Viridiplantae; Streptophyta; Magnoliopsida; Rosales; Rhamnaceae. Gene Ontology annotation, cellular component: 90S preribosome; small-subunit processome; t-UTP complex.